AUGUUCGAUAAAAACCUAAAAAUUCUCAGCCGUUAUGCAUAUGGUCAAUUUCAGGUUGCUUGUAGCCCACUGAUGGGAUCAGGAGAAGGAGCAGAAGGUGAAUCGCAAGCAUUACCACUAGGACCACCAGGGCGAGAUGGACGGGAAGGACCUCAAGGAAAGCCAGGAAUGCCAGGGGAAGAUGGUCUGCCAGGACCACGGGGGUUACCAGGACCACCAGGUCAACAAGGUGAGCCAG
Messenger RNA from Cercopithifilaria johnstoni, 238 nucleotides. NCBI's taxonomy places the organism in Eukaryota, Metazoa, Nematoda, Chromadorea, Rhabditida, Onchocercidae. The record is from the annotation of a GenBank genome assembly.